AUGGCUCCCAGCAAGAUAAUCUCGCUGAUUGAUCAGCUUGCUGAUCUAGAGGAUCCCACUCCCAAGGAUUUUGAUCCCGAGGAUCUUGAACACCACGACCAAUCUAGCGAUGACGAUGGGGCAGGCGCACCGACAGAUGCGAACGCUGGAAGAGAGCAUUAUGAGACCGUUGGGUAUGAUGGCGCUUCCGAUUUGCUGGAGAAUAACCGAAUGCUAAUCCGCGCAAACAGCAAGGGAAAACUUCGGAAGCGGGAACCUGUCAAAUUAGGGAAGCAGUAUGCUGGCGCGCGCAUUAGUAGAGACGCUCUCGAGGCCGACAGUGAUAAUGAUCCAUUUGCGGCACAUACCGAUGAUGAAGACAGCUCCGACGCUGGCUCCGACGAGGCAGGAAUUGAGGACGACUCAGAGAUGGAAGACGAAGAAGACGAGUUGUCGGUGUCAGGGAGUGAUGACGACGAGGAUGACGAGGAUAUCGAUGAGGAGGACGAGGAGGAAGAGGAGGAGGACGGGUCUGAGGAUGAAGACAGUGAUGACGACGAGCGCAGUUCUGCCAAGAUCAAGCGCCAUAGUGGAAUUGCCCAUUCUGGAUCCGGAGCUGCCUCAGAUGAUCGGGAAGAACUGAGAAAACUGAUGGCUACGGAUCAGAAAACAAUCGCAGCUACGAUCACGAAAGCUGCAACGGCAGACGCUGUCAAGGGAAAGGCUGUUAAGCAGCAACGUAGCACUUUCGAUGCGCUUUUGAACACACGUAUCAAACUGCAGAAGGGUCUGGGAGCAAUCAACGAGAUGGCUGCGAUGGUUGGAGGUGACAACGAGGAUAACGAAGCUGCCGAUGACGAAGCAAUUAAAUCCGCCGAGUCUGCUGCCCUUGCACUCUGGUCUACUUUGGAGGAACUGCGUACUGCUCUUGCUGACGCCCAAUCUAAGGAUGACAGCAAGAAGCGCAAGAGACCUUUGCCUAUUACUCCUACAGUUAAAUCUGCUUUGCUUUGGGAGCGUAUGGCUGAUCUAGAGUCCGAAUCGCUUGUACAACGUCGCUCUACUCUCGACAAGUGGUCCGCUAAGGUCAGAGCUAAUUCGACCUCGGGACCCAAUGCCAAAGGCAAGCUGAUUGGCUCCGCAUCUAAGCAAUCUAUUACUGCUGUUCUUGAUGCCCACGUUGCUACUGAAACUGGCGAUCGUUCAUCCAAGCGUGCCCGCCAAUCUAAUAGCAACAAUUCGACUGAAACCCCCGAACCUGUUUACGAUGAUACCGUCUUCUACCAGUCUCUUCUUCGUGAACUUGUUGAGCAACGCAUGUCCUCUGAUGCGAUGACGGGUGGUCUUGAUACUCAGCUGCCGACUCGUCUGAACAUCCACCCCGUCACUGGAAUGCGCAACGACAAAAACAAGCGCGCCGACGUUGAUACUCGCGCCUCUAAGGGUCGUAAGAUGCGCUUCAAUGUUCAUGAGAAGCUCCAAAACUUCAUGGCUCCCGAGGACCGUGGCUCAUGGUCUAUUCGGGCCCGAGAUGAGUUCUUUGCUUCCUUGCUAGGCAAGACUGCCAGUGGAAUGUUGGGUGAAAAUGAGAGUGGCAGUGAUGAGGAAAGCGACGAAAACCGUGGAGAAGGGUUGAAGCUGUUCCGGAGCUAA
Molecule: messenger RNA, 1632 nt
Organism: Penicillium longicatenatum
Lineage: Eukaryota; Fungi; Ascomycota; Eurotiomycetes; Eurotiales; Aspergillaceae
Product: AATF family protein
Exons: 2
Coding region: 1-1632 (543 amino acids)
Biological process (GO): maturation of SSU-rRNA from tricistronic rRNA transcript (SSU-rRNA, 5.8S rRNA, LSU-rRNA)
Cellular component (GO): nucleolus; nucleus
Source: RefSeq, a predicted model, not a curated record